Messenger RNA from Austrofundulus limnaeus, 1586 nucleotides. Its product is annotated as solute carrier family 35 member F2. Gene Ontology annotation, molecular function: transmembrane transporter activity. The coding region runs from base 16 to 1293 and encodes 425 amino acids. The record is from RefSeq and is a predicted model, not a curated record. Gene Ontology annotation, cellular component: membrane. Gene Ontology annotation, biological process: transmembrane transport. NCBI's taxonomy places the organism in Eukaryota, Metazoa, Chordata, Actinopteri, Cyprinodontiformes, Rivulidae. The transcript is spliced from 9 exons.
UCGUCGUCGCAGGGAAUGUCUGGAUGGGCUACGUUUGGGCUUUGGUUCCGAAUCAGAGAGAGGGACACGAGCUUUGAGGAGCACAGUUGUGGAUUUCUGACGAGGAUCAGGAAAUUCAACCCGAAGGAUGUUUUCACCUGGCAGCUGGCUAAGACCCUGGCCAUGGGUCAGUGUCUGGCCGCUCUGAUCUGUGGGACGGCCGUCUCCUCCCAGUACCUGGCCUCAGACUUCCAGGUGAACACGCCCAUGCUGCAGAGCCUCCUGAACUACAUGCUGCUGUGUGUCACCUACACCACCAUGCUGCUCUGCAGAAAAGGGGAUGGCAAUAUUUUACAGAUCCUCAGGAGAAGAUGGUGGAAGUACUUGCUGCUGGGGCUGGUGGAUGUGGAGGCCAACUACACUGUGGUCAAAGCGUACCAGUACACCACUCUGACCAGUGUGCAGCUGCUGGACUGCUUUGUGAUCCCGGUCCUGAUGGUUCUGUCCUGGUGGUUUUUGAAGACCCGCUACAGGGUGGUCCACUACGUUUCAGUCUGUGUUUGCCUCCUCGGAGUGGGGGCCAUGGUGGGCGCCGACCUCCUGGCUGGACGAGACCAGGGCUCCACGUCGAACAUUUUGUUGGGUGACGGUUUGGUGAUGCUCAGCGCCACGCUGUACGCCGUGUCCAACGUGUCUCAGGAGUACACGGUGAAGAACCUGAGCAGAGUGGAGUUCCUGGGGAUGGUCGGCCUGUUCGGCACCAUCAUCAGCGCCGUACAGAUGGUGAUCCUGGAACGGAGUGAGGUUUCCAACAUCAAGUGGAGCUGGCAAGUUGGGCUGCUGUUUGCUGCGUUCGCUCUCUGCAUGUUUGCUUUGUACAGCGGGAUGCCGGUGGUGAUGAAGCUGAGCAGCGCCACCUCCGUCAACCUGUCGCUGCUCACAUCAGACCUCUUCAGCCUCUUCGUCGGGAUCUUCCUUUUCCAUUACAAUUUCUCUGGGCUCUACCUGGUCUCCCUCGUGGUUAUCCUCAUUGGCUUCAUCACCUUCAAUGUUGUUCCAACACCUACUAACCUCACAAACUCCUCCUCUUCCUCCUCGCUUUCAGAGGAAGGUUGCUAUGACAACCCUGUGGCCACUGACGGCGACUUCGCUCGAAGUGAAGUCACUGUUGGAAUCCCAGCUGAGGCCAAAGGGGAGGAAGACGAAGAGGAGCUUCAUCAAGACUGGUGGGAGGAAAAGGAGAGGAAGACGAGCGCUUCAUGGUCAUCGCAGCGAGUUAAUGAUGAUGCUGUUGAGCAUAGCACUAAAUUGUAAACUACAGCAGCACCUCCUGUUAAAAUGAUGAAUGUGUGUUCGAACAUUUAUUUAUUGAAUUGUUACAGAUCAAAUAAAAUAUAAACAAAGAUGUAAAUCUUUAUUAUAAUGUUUUUUUUGCCUGCUGCUAAAGGCAAAAGGGGUGACUAAUUUUUCAUGUAUGUAUUUUACUUAAGUAGAUUUCAUCAUGGGUACUUUUGACUUUUACUCCACUGCAUUUUACAUUAAGUAUCUGUACUUUCUACUCUGCUACAUUUCUGUGAUGCGUUGAAGUAAAAAUUACAUUCAUGUCA